AUGCCGGCCCACGGCGAUACGCGCUCCAUGAAUUCCUCAGCCGGCUGGAUCACGAGUAUCACGGAUCAGGAUCACGAGUAUAUUCCCCAGGUUGACCGAAAAAAGGCGGACACGCUGAACUUGUGGAAGGUGUGCAACAUCUACAGUGUUUAUGCAGUUGAUACGGACAAUGCGAUGCGCGAGGUCCGGAAAUCCCUCAGAAAAAUUAUUGUCAAGGCGGAGAAGCAGCAGGAGAAGGAGAAAGCUAAAGAUUUUCAGCUGACCGUCAAUGGGAGCCAGUACAUUCCUUCGCGACGGCUAGGGGAUGAGUACCGCCCGCAGAGCUUCUUGAGCUCGCUGACAAAACGGAAACCCAAGCCAACUCCCUCCGAAAGAAUCCAGUUGCCAACACGAGCCCCAUCUCCUCAUUCUCAUCAAAUUCAAGUAGGGGAUACGAAUCUGGCGCUUCCGGAGCACGAGAUUUACGAUAAGCAUCGGCCGAGUUUGGAGGAGGCACAGAGGGCCCUGUCAACCUGGAGAAAAUCGUUAGAAGAAGAGACCCAAGAAUCCACCGCCAAAAACCAGCAACACCCCUUCGUCCCAUCCUCCCCAAUUGACCAAAGACCCCCGCAACCGGCCGUUCGUUCUCGUAGCCACCCGGGACAGCCUAAUAAAUUGGACCCAACCAUCACUCUUCCACCAUCAUUCGACCAUCAGAAAGUACCAUACCUUCCGCAACCCGACUACGAUGGGCACCAGAUUCCGCCUGAGCCCGAAAUGAUCAAGGAUCGAAAUGGGUCGACCCGACUCCGUGAUGCUGGCCAUACGCCCAGGCCGAUUGUUAGGAGACGAUCAUCUUCAAAAGUGGAUCAGGAAGUUGUUGCUCGACCUUUGAGUGAUGUGGAGAAGCCGAAAACGAAGCCACCACUUGCCCAGCAGCUCUCACAGACAGCACCGGUCAAGUCGAGGGUUGAUGACAGGCCACGGCCACAGGCCCCUCGUAAACCUCACAUCCUGCGCCCCGAAAAUACCCCGCCACGCCCGAUGCUACGCGCCACCAUCGUCACCCAGGAUUCGUGCGGAAUGGUCGAAAAGCAACCGGUGGCUCGUCGCCCAAGCAGUCGACUCGACGAGCCCCAGAUUGUCAAGCUG
Mesorhabditis spiculigera is the source of this 1131-nucleotide messenger RNA. The record is from the annotation of a GenBank genome assembly. Lineage: Eukaryota; Metazoa; Nematoda; Chromadorea; Rhabditida; Rhabditidae.